AUGAAUGCCCGCAUCUCCUUUGCUUCCUCUGCAAGUCCUCCACCCAUCGAGGUUUCGGGCCCUGAAAUGCUAUCAAACUUCACUCGUCUUCGUCUUCAUUAUACAGCUGUAAAAGAAACUGAUUUAGGGUUUGUGAAGCAUUCCUGUGAUCGAGCUGAAAGAAACAAAGAAGUCAUAGCAAUGGCACAAUCGGUACCUAAUGGACUGUUUGCGAUGGUGGAACUCAACUACCAAGGGUUUGUGACCUUCUGCGAACGUUUCAUGCAUGAAGAGUGUAAAAAGUUUUACUACUGUGAACCAGACAUGUCCCUGAUGGAAGGGCUUAAUCCCAUUUCAGAUGAUGUGGAAUAUUCUGCUUUUAUUUUUGAUUCUUAUGGAACAGAUGCUGUAAUUUCGGUUUAUGUGGAUCAUAUUGGGGUUGGUGUUGAUGGGUGGCAUGAUGAUGAAGAUAAUGAUGAUGAUGAACAUGAGUCUUGUAUUGAUGAUGAAAAUGAAGACAACAUAGAUGAACUUAGAAAUGUUGCCUUUGAAUUUAAUGAGGAUGUAGUGCAUAUGAAUAGGACAUCAAAUGAUCCUUUCUUGAGUAAGUUAUGUGUUGAUGAUGAGGAUGCAAACAACAUUGUAGAUGAUGACAAUGGGAGAGAAGUUGAAGUUAACAUACAAACUCAUUCCAUAUUUAAUGAGCUAUUACACUGGAAAAAACAAAAACCAAUUCUAGGGAUGUGA
This is a messenger RNA of Lactuca saligna, 726 nucleotides long. Lineage: Eukaryota; Viridiplantae; Streptophyta; Magnoliopsida; Asterales; Asteraceae. The record is from the annotation of a GenBank genome assembly.